AUGGGCCCCUGUACCGCCUCCUCAUGCUGCUGCCAGGCCCGUAAUCUGCCAUGGGCCCCCGUACCGACUCCUCAUGCUGCUGCCAGGCCCGUAAUCUGUCAUGGGCCCCUGUACCGCCUCCUCAUGCUGCUGCCAGGUCCAGAGUGUGUCAUGGGUCCCUGUACGGCCUCCCAUUGCUGCUGUCUCCAUCGCCACACUCUGCCAUGUGCCACUUUCAGGUCUCCUCACACUGCUGGUGGGUUCCAUUUUGUCAUAGGGUGCUGUAUGGCCUCCCAUUGCUGCUGCCUCCACCGCCACACUGUGGCUCCACACUCUGGUUUUGGCCCCGUGACUGCCCAAAUGAGUGAAGUGUGCGGUGAUUCUAAGAUCGACGGCACUCAUCUGCAUAUCAUAACUGACUGACAGUAUUAUUUCUCUUCCCCAGCAGACUCCAAGGGCAUUUAAAUUAAAGGUACAGUGUUCUGCACUAAUAUAA
Molecule: messenger RNA, 475 nt
Organism: Staurois parvus
Lineage: Eukaryota; Metazoa; Chordata; Amphibia; Anura; Ranidae
Source: the annotation of a GenBank genome assembly